UGGAGAAUUUUCAACUUUUCAGUUGCCUCUCAGAUCUCUAACGAACCGGACUUGAAAUCUAAUUGCGAAGAAGAGUUUCUUGUGCUCAUCCCUUGUGCCUUGCGGUGAAUUAAUACAACAUCUUCGCGAUAUCUACAUUUUCCGCUGAGAGAUUCUAUCUUGAUGUAGCUGAAUUUUAGCGACAUUUUCGCUGGUAAAUGCGUGACGAUCGUGUGCAGUAAGACACUUGCAUUGGUGAUAGCGAAUUUCGGGGCCUGAAUUUUGAUGUAAAUGCAAAAUCCGUGGCCAUCAAGCGAUCAAAGGCAGUUUUCCGUGUGAUCUGUUCACGAUCCUCGACUCUUUUCGACUGGAGAAAUAACUCCGCUCUUGGACAUCAUAGAUACGACGACGAGACACCACCGACGGAAAAAUGACUUUCGGCGGAGCCUACGAUGUGGACAAAGACAGUCCCGUCAAGCCGCCGGCACACCGUGGCGAGGACACGGCGUCCAUGAGAGAGAAGGUGAAGCUGUCGCGGAGUGAGACUUGGCGCAUCCUGAAGAACAUCACGACCAUCUCCUUCGCCUUCAUGGUGCAAUUCACGGCGUUCCAGGGCACGGCCAACCUUCAGUCGUCCAUCAACGCCAAGGAUGGCCUGGGCACUGUGUCCCUGAGCGCCAUCUACGCCGCCAUUGUGGUGUCCUGCAUCUUCAUACCCACCCUCGUGAUCCGACGACUCACCGUCAAGUGGACCCUGUGCCUCAGCAUGCUCUGCUACGCGCCCUACAUCGGCUCCCAGUUCUUCCCGCGCUUCUACACCCUCGUGCCGGCGGGCAUCCUGCUGGGCCUGGGCGCGGCGCCCAUGUGGGCCUCCAAGGCGACCUACCUCACGCAGGUGGGACAGGUCUACGCCAAGCUCACGGAUCAGUCCGUCGAGGCCAUCAUCGUGCGCUUCUUCGGCUUCUUCUUCCUCGCCUGGCAAACGGCCGAGCUCUGGGGCAAUCUCAUCUCCAGUCUCGUCCUCUCCAGCGGUGCCCACGGCGGCGGCGGCGGUGACGUGAAUCACACCUACAGCGAGGCCAGUCUCGAGACGUGCGGCGCCAAUUUCUGUGUCGUCGCCACGGCUGACAACACCAACCUCGAGCGGCCGCCGGAGUCGGAGAUCUUCGAGAUCUCCGCAAUCUACCUGAGCUGCAUCGUGGCCGCCGUGAUCAUCAUCGCCCUGUUCCUGGACCCGCUCUCGCGAUAUGGUGAGAAGCGUCGCGGCUCCAUCUCAGCCCAGGAAAUCUCGGUUAUGCAACUCCUGGCCGCCACCUUCAAUCAGCUGCGCAAGCCCAACCAGCAGCUCCUCAUCCCCAUCACAGUCUUCAUCGGCAUGGAGCAGGCCUUCAUUGGCGCUGACUUUACACAGGCCUAUGUCUCCUGCGCAAUUGGCAUCCACCAGAUUGGCUACGUGAUGAUCUGCUUCGGUGUGGUCAAUGCCAUUUGCUCAAUCAUCUUCGGAUCAGUGAUGAAGUACAUCGGCAGGAUACCCAUUAUCAUCCUCGGUAUCAUCACCCAUGGUGCCAUUAUCAUCGUGAAGCUCUUCUGGCGGCCGCAUCCCGAUCACCUGCUCGUCUUCUUCACGCUCGCCGGACUCUGGGGCGUGGGAGAUGCCGUGUGGCAGACACAGAUCAAUGGAAUUUAUGGUGCUCUGUUCAGGAGAAAUAAGGAAGCUGCCUUCUCCAACUACCGCCUCUGGGAGUCUGCUGGCUUCGUGAUUGCCUACGCCUACUCUACCACCCUCUGCGCCCGCAUGAAGCUCUACGUGCUCUUCGCCGUGCUCGUGCUGGGCGUGCUCGGGUGGAUGGUGGUGGAGAUCAGGCACUACCGCAAGGAGAAGCGCCUGCGGAAGCUGGAGGAGCAGGCCAAGAAUCCCACCCCCAUUCCGCCAGUCGUGCCAGAAAUCUCCGAGACGGACGACGAGCACGAUGAGCUCGAGGAGGACAUCAUUGUGACACACUUGUAGACGGUGUGAGAGGAUGAACCAAAAGGCGAAGUCACGCGAGUGCUCAUGUGCACUGCAAUCCCAGAUCAUUAGAGAAGUGAUAGGAAUUGAUAGAGAAUUAAUUCAUAGGGUGCCGUAUUUUAUCAGUAUUACCUGAGAGAAAAUUCAAGAGCAUAUAUAACUAUAAACUGCAUUAGUCACAUUAUAAUAUAAUAAUAUUACCUUAAUUUAGUGACCUUACAAUUAAAUUAAAUUAAUAUAAGCGAUCUUCGCUGUUAGUGUCGCGUCUGCUAAAUUGCGAAUCUCGAGGAGGAUUUCACUGUGAGUCGGAAUAUUAUUGAUUUAGUUCUCUAUUAAGUAGAAUUUCUAUUAAAUAUCACGCACUUGUUCACAUUGGGAGAGACUUUAGUGGAGUUUCAAGUGAAAAUUCCCGAGAAGAUUCUCUCCCGCUUGUAAAAUACAUCUUGAUCUUGGUUGUUGAUGAAGAUUGACCCACAAAAGGGACGAUGAUUAUAUUGCUGUAGAAUAUUUAUGCCUGUUCUAUCAAAUAAAUUACCAAAUAUCAAAUUAA
Molecule: messenger RNA, 2537 nt
Organism: Phlebotomus argentipes
Lineage: Eukaryota; Metazoa; Arthropoda; Insecta; Diptera; Psychodidae
Product: UNC93-like protein
Exons: 4
Coding region: 410-1987 (525 amino acids)
Biological process (GO): regulation of muscle contraction; regulation of potassium ion transport
Cellular component (GO): striated muscle dense body; plasma membrane
Molecular function (GO): potassium channel regulator activity
Source: RefSeq, a predicted model, not a curated record